AGCCAAUAUCGCCGCAUAGUCCUCCCUUCCAUUCCUUGUAGUAUCCCUUCUAUCAAUCCUCUCUCUUUGCCCACACUUUGCUCCAUUUCCAUCCUCCAUGCAAUGCUCUAAGCUUCCCUCUAGUCCCCGGUCACCAUUGUUACCCAUUAACAGUGCCCCAAAUGGCAUGGUGGACUCCCCACAUUCCCUUUGCCAUUCUCUUGUUUGCCAUUCUUUUCAUGUCCCCAUUGCCUCUUUGUCAGGGCCAAGAUGAUGACAAUGACCUUGAAGCCGGCCAACAACGUGCCCGGGCGAAUCCUCUCUUUGCCCGAGUCGUCUAUGAGCGUCUUAUGGGCCUCACUACUAGUUUUGUCGAUGUUAUCGGCGAUAACCUCAACUUUUGUGUCAAAGAUUCAGAAACUGAUUGGAACCAGGCGUUCAAUUUCUCUAAAGACCUGACCUUUUUGUCUAAUUGCAUCAAAAAUACUGAUGGAGACCUUACAUUGAGGAUGUGCACUGCUGCGGAAAUGAAGUUUUAUUUUGCGAGUUUUGAGAAUCAAGGGAAGAGUGAUUACUUGACGCUGAACAAGAACUGCAAUCUCACUUCAUGGGUUUCUGGUUGUGAGCCUGGAUGGGCAUGUUCUGUUGGUGAAAAACAGAAAAUUAAUCUCAAGGACACAAAGCUAAUACCUUCCAGAACUCUCAAUUGCAAACCAUGUUGUGAGGGCUUCUUCUGCCCCCAUGGCAUGACAUGCAUGAUUCCAUGUCCUCUGGGUACAUACUGUCCGACUGCAAAACUAAAUAAAACUACUGGUGUUUGUGAGCCAUAUAGGUACCAGAUACCCCCUGGACAGCCAAAUCACACCUGUGGUGGUGCUGAUAAAUGGGCUGAUUUUGAUAGUAGCUCUGAGAUAUUCUGUCCAGCAGGAUACUACUGCCCAAGCACCAUAAAGAAACUUUCUUGUCGUAGUGGCUACUACUGCAGGAAGGGAUCUAUAGAACAAAACAUAUGUUACAAGAAGAGUUCAUGCAAGCCUAAUUCUGAGAAUCAGGACAUCACUAUAUUUGGUGGCUUUAUAAUUGCUGCACUCAGUUUAUUGCUUAUAGUUAUAUAUAAUUUCUCUGGCCAACUGCUCACAAAUCGGGAGAAGAAACAAGCAAAAUCCAGAGAAGCUGCUGCAAGGAUGGCGAGAGAAACUGUACAGGCUCGUGAAAGGUGGAAAUCUGCCAAGGAUAUUGCAAAGAAACAUGCAGUCGGCCUUCAGUCACAAUUCUCUCGGACGUUCUCUCGCAAGAAGUCUGUCAAGCAAGACAUGCCACCACUUGCACCCAAGAAGGAACCAAGCAACCUUACUAAAAUGAUCCGUUCACUUGAAGAGGACCAUGAAGGUGAUGAAGGUUUCAAUCUGGAAAUUGGCGAUAAAAACAUGAGGAAGAUGACAGCCAAACAAAUGCAUACUCGUAGCCAGAUCUUCAAGUAUGCUUAUGGCCAAAUUGAGAAAGAGAAGGCUAUGCAACAGCAGAAUACAAACUUGACUUUUUCAGGAGUGAUUUCCAUGGCAACUGACAAUGACAUGCGACAAAGGCCAGUGAUUGAGGUUGCUUUCAAAGACUUGACUCUUACUCUGAAGGGGAGUAAGAAAAAACUUAUGAGGAGUGUGACAGGGAAACUCAUGCCUGGUCGAGUGACUGCUCUCAUGGGACCAUCUGGUGCUGGAAAGACAACAUUUCUGAAUGCUCUGGCUGGAAAGGCUACUGGAUGUGAUAUGAGUGGUUUGGUUCUUAUAAAUGGGAAGGUUGAGCCUAUUCGGGCAUAUAAAAAAAUCAUUGGUUUUGUGCCACAAGAUGAUAUUGUUCAUGGGAACUUGACAGUGGAGGAGAAUCUUUGGUUCAGUGCCAGAUGCAGACUUUCUGCUGAUAUUUUGAAAGCCGAUAAGGUUCUGGUUGUGGAAAGAGUUAUAGAGUCCUUGGGACUACAAGCAGUUCGUGAUUCUUUGGUUGGAACAGUAGAACAGCGUGGGAUAUCAGGCGGCCAGAGGAAAAGAGUUAAUGUUGGUCUGGAAAUGGUCAUGGAGCCUUCUCUUUUGAUUUUAGAUGAGCCAACAUCUGGUUUGGAUAGUUCUUCAUCUCUGUUGCUUAUGAGGGCUCUUCGGCGUGAGGCUCUUGAAGGCGUUAACAUUUGCACGGUGGUUCACCAACCCAGCUAUGCCUUGUUCAGGAUGUUUGAUGAUCUGAUACUACUAGCGAAAGGAGGUUUAAUUGCAUAUCUUGGAUCAGUGAAGAAGGUCGAGGAAUACUUUCAAGGCCUUGGGAUUGUGGUCCCUGAGCGUAUAAAUCCUCCGGAUCACUAUAUCGAUAUUUUAGAAGGUAUAGUGAAGCCAAGCACAAGCACUGGCAUAAAUUAUCAACAGUUACCCCUCAGAUGGAUGCUGCACAAUGGCUAUGAUGUACCACGAGAUAUGCUACAUGAGGCUUCUGAUACAUCAUUGAGGAACGGCGAUGCAGGGUCAGUUAAGGGUGGUUCUGAAAGGCAGUCUCUUACCAGUGAUGUGUGGGAUAAUGUGAAGGACUUUGUACAGUUUAAACGAGACGAUUUUGAGUACAAUUUCUCAAAAUCCAAAGACUUGUCAAACAGAAGAACUCCUGGUCCCUUGACACAGUAUAAGUAUUACUUAGGAAGAGUGGGAAAACAACGGUUGCGUGAAGCUAGGCUACAAGGAGUCGACUUUCUUAUCCUAUGUCUCGCUGGUAUAUGCUUAGGAACACUAGCAAAAAUGAGCGAUGAAACAUUUGGUUACACCGGAUAUCUGUACACUGUCAUUGCUGUUUCUCUUCUGUGCAAAAUCGGAGCCUUGAGGUCAUUCACUCUGGACAAAUUACAGUACUGGAGAGAAAGAGCUUCCGGCAUGAGUUCUCUGGCAUACUUUCUUUCAAAAGAUACCAUAGAUCACUUCAAUACCGCAAUCAAACCACUGGUUUACCUUUCUAUGUUUUACUUCUUCAACAACCCGAGAUCAUCCUUCGGCAUGAAUUAUCUCAUUUUGGUUUCACUCGUUUACUGUGUGACUGGUAUUGGUUAUACUUUCGCUAUUUGCUUCCAACCAAGCUCAGCACAAUUGUGGUCUGCACUUCUUCCAGUUGUUUUAUCUCUAAUAGCAAGUGAGGAAAGAGUACCGAAACCAUUGACUAAUUUAUGCUACACUAAAUGGGCAUUACAGGCAUUUGUGCUCGCAAAUGCAGAAAGGUAUUCCGGAGUUUGGCUACUGACAAGGUGUGGAUUUCUGAAGAUGAAAGAUUAUAACAUCCAUGAGUUUUAUCUUUGCAUAGUAGUUCUAAUUUUGGGCGGCAUCGUCUUCCGUUGCGUCGCCUUCUUUUGCCUGGUGACCUUGCAGAAGAGGUGAAGAUUGAAUAUCAUGAUAAUUAGAUAUCAGCUCAAGCAGGUUCACAUAGUUUUAGCACAGACAGUUACAUUACAUUCUUACUUCCUCUUUGUAGAUGAGUUCUACUUCAUUACUGAAAAUUUGAAAUUUUUCUGCUGUAAAAUAGCAAUUUGUACAGUAGUAUUUGAUCAUAUUAUCAUGCUCCA
Messenger RNA from Dioscorea cayenensis subsp. rotundata (Guinea yam), 3565 nucleotides. Its product is annotated as ABC transporter G family member 28-like. The transcript has 14 exons. Lineage: Eukaryota; Viridiplantae; Streptophyta; Magnoliopsida; Dioscoreales; Dioscoreaceae. Bases 162 to 3380 code for a protein of 1072 amino acids. Gene Ontology annotation, molecular function: ATP hydrolysis activity; ATP binding; ABC-type transporter activity. The record is from RefSeq and is a predicted model, not a curated record.